Rotaria sp. Silwood2 is the source of this 693-nucleotide messenger RNA. Lineage: Eukaryota; Metazoa; Rotifera; Eurotatoria; Philodinida; Philodinidae. The record is from the annotation of a GenBank genome assembly.
AUGCGUCCACUAACAAAAAAAUUUCGUCAAUAUCAAUCAUUAUCAUUAUUUUCUCAUUCAUCAAAUAUGAUAAAUAAUAGUUCAUUUAGUUUUAAUAUUGAACAAUUAGAACAAUCAAUAAAGAUUGAUGUUGAAUCUCAUAUAUUAUUAAAUUUAUUAUUAUAUGCUAAAGAAUUAAAUAAUUUAUUUUAUAAUGAUGAACGAUUUUCAAAUAAUUAUUUUCAAAAAAUUGAAAAUAAUCUUUCAAAUAUUCAAUCAAAUAAAUUAAUAAAUGAUUUAAUUAAAUUGAUUAAAUAUUAUUUUGAAAAAUAUUUAUUAUCAUCUAUAAUAAUACGUUGUUAUAUACAAAUACAUGUACCAUCAUCACAAUCAGGUAAUAAUCAAGGUGUUAAUAUACAAAAUCAAAUAUUAAAAGAACUUGAUGAUAUGAAAAUAAUAAUUGAAACAAAUGAAAAUAUAUUUAUUGAUUAUUAUAAAAAACAUUAUGAAAUAUUAAAAUAUUUAAAUAAAUUUCCAUCUAUUGAAGAUUACCAUUUAUAUUUAAUUGAAUAUGAAAAAAAAAUUUUUUAUGAUUUACGGUCAAUUAUUUUAGAAUUACGUACAAUUUUUUUAAAAACAUAUGAUAUUAUUAUGAAAAACUUAACUAAAAUUCAAAUGCCUAGAAAUCAACAAAGUAUAUCUAUGAUUAAUUAG